AUGGUGCUAGGAGAACUCGGCAGCCGCAUCUCUGGUGCGAUCCAGAGGCUCAACACUGCAACCGUAAUCGACGACAAGGCACUCACGAUUUGCGUGAACGAGAUCACCCACGCACUGCUCCAAGCCGACGUCCAGUUCAAGCUCGUCCAAGCGCUCUCCUCAAACGUAAGGAAAUCGGUGGAGAAGCUCGCGGCCGGGCAUGACAAGAGACAUAUCAUCCAAAAGGCUGUUUUCCAUGAACUCCGUGCCAUGCUUGACGCUGGAAAGCCAUCGUUUACUCCCACAAAAGGAAGAACCAACGUCGUCAUGCUCGUGGGAUUGCAAGGGUGUGGGAAGACCACGACGUGCUCCAAGUAUGCUCUUCACUACAGGAAGAAGGGCUUUAAUCCGGCUCUGGUCUGCGCGGACACCUUCCGGGCUGGAGCAUUCGAUCAGCUAAAGCAGAACGCCACGAAGGUGAAGAUCCCCUUCUACGGAAGCUAUACGGAGACAGACCCGGUGGUGAUUGCCCAAGAGGGCGUCAGGAAGUUCGCCGACGCGAAGCACGACUUGAUCAUUCUUGACACAAGUGGAAGACACAAACAAGAGAAUGCGCUGUUUGAGGAGAUGCGCCAGCUUGCCGCUGCUACAAACCCCGAUUUGAUCAUUUUCGUCAUGGAUAGCAGCAUUGGGCAAGCUGCGAAUGAUCAAGCACUGGCCUUUAGAGAGAGCGCUAAGGUCGGUGCUGUUAUAAUCACCAAGAUAGAUGGCCAUGCAAAAGGUGGCGGCGCUCUUAGCAUUGGGUGGCGGCGCUCUUAA
Molecule: messenger RNA, 798 nt
Organism: Selaginella moellendorffii
Lineage: Eukaryota; Viridiplantae; Streptophyta; Lycopodiopsida; Selaginellales; Selaginellaceae
Product: signal recognition particle 54 kDa protein 2
Exons: 4
Coding region: 1-798 (265 amino acids)
Biological process (GO): SRP-dependent cotranslational protein targeting to membrane, translocation; SRP-dependent cotranslational protein targeting to membrane
Cellular component (GO): cytosol; signal recognition particle, endoplasmic reticulum targeting
Molecular function (GO): endoplasmic reticulum signal sequence receptor activity; ATP hydrolysis activity; GTP binding
Source: RefSeq, a predicted model, not a curated record